UGCAGCACAGUAGUUUGUGUUGAGGAGUCGUUCUGAGUAGAAGCAUACGCGAGGACGAUCGCUCGCUGCGGCCAAGAAGAGAAGUUCGGGGUUGUUUUCAAAGACUCUAUAUCAGAAUCAGUGACGAUCGGCGCAGAAGGAUUUGCACAAGAAACCCAGCGGGGGUGUGUUUUGACAGUUGGGCGUCGCGAGGUGACGACGACGAGUGCUAGAAAGAUUAUCACGGCCUGCUGAGAUCGGUACGACGGGGGUGAUUUUCGCGACGAAAAGUGCCUCUACGAGCGAGCAAGCAGCGCAAUAUUGCGCUGGAUGAAGCAAAGGCAAUCGCCGGCCUUAUCAGUGACCAGUGGCUUUGAUAAGAGAGACGGAGUUCCAAUGAACUGCAGCGCACAAUUUGGAGCAAGUAGAUGUUCUGUACUCUGGGUUGAAGUAGUGUAAACGUUUUGUUUAAGUGAAGAAGAAGAGCGUAUGCGAAGUGUCGAGCUGCCGAAGAGAACGCGACUAGUGAAGUGAGUGUAUCGUAUUUCGCGGAGGCGACACUUUAUGAUUUGAAUUUGAGUCUGCCUGCAGCGGAGGGCCGAAGCCGUGUACACAGAAGGAAAUCAUUUUGAUUUUGUCGGUUUUUUUUUGUUUCGUCCAACAAAGUUUUUUUUUUGACUCGGCUCAGAAGAAGAACCACACGAAGACUGAUACCGAGAAAGGAAAAAAAAUACAGACAGUCAAGUCGGUUGUUACGACAACGGCGAUCGCGACCGAUGACGGACGGGUGGUGAAGUCGCGAAGAAGACGAACGCGAACGCGCGAGCCGGGUGUGUGAUACAAAACGAAGAGAAGAAAAAAAUCAAGCUGAACAAGCGGCAAGUACACGGCAAGCAGGCCAGGGAAGGUGAAGCGCAGCGCAAACGCAGAGUCGGAAGAAGAGGAAAAGGGCGAAGCAGUUUGAUUCAUUCAUAAAAAUCUUACUCGCGCUUUUUAUUUUGUUGCACAUACAUUUAUAUGCGCGCACACGUUGGUCGAUCGAAGUAGGCGGUGGCGGCGGCUGCGGCGAAGAGUUGGCCGUGCCUGCUUAGACCAAGUCGCGUGUAGUGGUGCGCAACUGCAGCAGCAGCAACAACAACCGCACGCGUUCUGCCAUAAUCGGAGGAGGCGUAUGACGUGACGAACCAGAGCUGUGUGUGCGCGCGCUCGCUCGAUCAAAAAAGCGGAGUAGGCGAGAAAAGUGCGAAUAAGAGAGCGUUUAUAAAAUUAGAAUUGUAUUUACCUAAAUCAGCGCGGAUUCGUUUCGGGGUUUGCGAAUCUUUGAAGGGUUCCAGCGCGCGCGGUGGUGGAAGAAGAUUGCAACCAGAUGAGGAUGAUUCUCACUGAAUGAAGGCACGGAAGAAGAUGCCGAUGAAGGCGCAGGCGGUGCGGUAAUUGUGCAAUGAAAUUAAUUCGUUACCGACGAUGAGUGAAGUCCGCGUGCAAUUACUUGUGUAAACAUUGCGCGAAGAAGAUCAACAAUCGUUAAGCGUUGUAGGUGUUUUGUGGUGUUUUGCAAUCGUACCAAUUAAGAAAAAAGUGGAUCGCAAUAUCUCAAAGAUCGCCAGCGAGAGUCAACUAGAAGCAGCCUACUGAGAGCCGCUUCGAACAGCGAGCAGCCGAACUCUUCUGGGGCGUACGCGCAAGCAAUGGAAUUGGAGGCGUGCGAAGUACUAGCGGACUACUCGCUCCAGGAGGCUCCAUUCUACGAGGCACCGCUCAAAGUGGGUCCCCCACAGCCGGCGAUCACGCCUCAGCUACUCCAUCAGACCACGCCACAGCAGCAGCACCACCACCAGCACCAGCAGCCGCCGCUACAGCGACAGUCCGUUUCACCGUUUUCCCUGUCGUCCUUCCGAUCGGCCCUUUUGGGUUCGACGACGAGUGGCGGUUCCAUGGCUGCGUCCUCACUGAUGCUCAACAGCAGUGGAGGAUCGAUCGUCGCAGUAGGCGUCGGCGGCGGUGGCAAACUGAUGCAACACCUAGGCAACUCGGGUUCCUCGGUGCCACGGUUGCAGCAACCCCCCAGCCGGCCACCGCCUGCUUUGGUGCAAUCCUCCGCGCUCGGAGGAGGUCUCGCGAAGACCAAGAAGUUCAAAAAGUCUGUCUCCUUUCUACCAACGAUUGUUCAGAGCCACGAUGGCGACGGGCACAUACAGCUGAAGCAGGAACCGCUGGACGAUCUACCGCACGGGGGCAUCCGGAACAUCCAGAAGGUGCCGAGUCUGUCGGAUCUGAGCGAUCCGGAAGCGUCGUUAGAUGUGCCGACGCAGAUGCCACCGCUGACGCCGGGAACGAACAAGAAGUUGACUGAAGUCCUGUACGCCUCGUUUGCCUCCUGGGAGAAGGUGGUGCAGAACUGUAGAAUCACCAAAGAUCCACGACAAUGGACGCCGGAACAUGUGAUCAUUUGGCUGAACUGGUCCAUCACGGAGUUCUCGCUGGAGAGCGUCAACAAAGAACCGUUCCUCAAGAUGAGCGGCCGGGACAUAAUCGGCCUCGGUCGGGAGGGCUUCCUGGCCAUCGCGCCACCCUUCACCGGUGACAUCCUGUGGGAGCAUUUGGAGAUUCUACAGAAAGAUUGUGAGAAAGCGUUGCUGGACGGUGGCAGUGGUGGCAGUUCGCUUGCGGCUGCCAUCGUCACCGCCAAUGCGUUGUAUGGCAACAGUGGCGGUAGUGGCAACGGAGGUGGUGGUGGUGACAGUGGCUCCACAGGUGGAGCCAGCAGUGGCGUUAGCGAACUCAGCGAGUACAACAGUGCCCUCCAGCGGUUAAGUAGCCAACAACACCAGCAGGAGCAGCAGUUUAGCAGUGGCAGUGGUGGCAAUUCGACGUCAACUAGUGGUGGCGGUGGCAGCAGUGCUGCCAGCAAUUCCAAUAAUAGCAGUGGUUAUACUUCCCUCCACGAACGCAGCAAUAGCUCGCCACCUCCGCUGAUCCAAUCCUCCAACCAAUCCGGAAGUGGAGGUGGAGGAGGAGGGGGAGGCGGUGGAGGCGGAGGCAAUAACAGCACCAGCACAAACUCAACCUCCUCUAGUGGUAACAGUAGUAGCAAUAGUAACAACAACAACAGCAGUAUGUCCUCCUACCUGUCUUCGAUGGCGGCGGCGGCAGCGAGGAAUGCCAACAGCGGCAGCAACCAGAAUAGUAGCAACAGUGCAAAUAGUUCCAACUACCCUAGCAGCAAUAGUGCGAAUACCCCUUCGACGACUUCGUCCAGCGGGCCCGGAAGUCAUCCGCAGAUGAAGGAAGAGCACGAACCGAACAGUUUUAUCAACAUCGACGAACUGCCGAACUUUGGCGUCGUUCCGGGUCACUACGACGAGCAGGAUCAGUACCACUCGCUUCCGCAGCCGGAAACCCAGACGCCCUCGCACGGUUACCUGGACAACAGUCCGGAGUUCUAUUCGGCAAUCCAGAUGGAGCAGAAGUACAUGGCACCGCACUACAAAACCGGUCCCUACACGAGUCGAAGUAAUCGGUACCACCAGCCGCAUGCGCACAGCGGAGCCGGAGCGGGUGCGGGACCAGGCGCUGGCGCCGGUUCUCAGAACAGCCACCACCAUCAUCACCACCAGCACCACCAUCCGCACCACGACGGAUACCACGAGUACAGCUCACCGUACGACACUCCGCCGUUCCAGACCGUACCGAGCAACACCACGUCCCCUCAGGGAUCCGGCAACAACAACGACAGCACCGGUCUCGGCGGACACAUGGACCCGUGGAGUCAGCUGCACCACCCCGGACAGCAUCCGGGUCAUCCCGGAGCGCAUCCAUCGCUGCUGGACUUCCAGCAUCCGGCCUACAUGGGAACCACCAUGGGCUUUGACAAAACCAUGCUCGGAAGCUACGGGGCGCAGGGUGGCACGCCUUUCACCGGAUCCGGACCCAUCCAGCUGUGGCAGUUCCUGCUCGAGCUGCUCACCGACAAAACCUGCCAAAACUUCAUCUCCUGGACCGGGGACGAGUGGGAGUUCAAGCUGACCGAUCCGGAUGAGGUGGCUCGUCGGUGGGGUGUCCGGAAAAACAAGCCAAAAAUGAACUACGAGAAGCUCAGCCGGGGCCUCCGGUACUACUACGAUAAGAACAUUAUCCACAAAACCGCCGGCAAACGCUACGUCUAUCGUUUUGUAUGUGAUCUUCAAACUCUGUUAGGAUACUCAGCCAAGCAGGUGCACGAAAUGGUUGACCUCAAGCCGGACAAGAAGGAUGACGAGUAAAGCUCCCCCCGCCCUCCAGUGUCCGAUCUCCUGCGCCAAAGCUGUGUAGUAUCCCAAAGCAUGCUUCUUGCUCAAAGAGAGAACUUCUUCAAAUCCAAACCGCGCAACGGGAGAAUCUGCAAUCCGGCGCUUCCUUAAACACUUUUCCCCGCCCAUGUGUGAAUCGUGCUUCCAAUCGAACGGCUAAACGAAAACCAAUCGUGUUACCCUCAUUCUACCUUAAAGAAAGCAAAAAAUCAGAGAACUGUGUUUCUUAAGAAAAAAAAACGAAAAACAAUGAUCGUACUUUUACAAUCUACCAAAAAUACAAAUCCAAGUAGGCUGAAACGAGCGGGUGUGCCUUACGGAUCACCGAGCUGGUGAUCAACGCUCAUCCCCGGCACCAGAAAUUGCGAAAACAAGUCAACUUCUCUAGUAAAACACUGGAAUGCCACACCAUCCAAGUAGGCUUCCGGCGAUGAUGCUAACAGAGCGUCUCCAUAGCGACCGACAGAUUUCCCUUCAAGAAAAACAAUCAUACAAGAAAAACAAUCGUACUCUCAAGCAAAAUCAAGAUCCGCUUCGCUCUCCGGGUGGGUUGUGUCAGCCCACUCCCGUGGGCCCAUAAUCGUCGAUAAACCAAUGAAGGUAAGCGAAACUUAAGUCUACUUAAAACAAUCAAACACAAGACACACAAACACGCAAACAACCCCCAAAAGAUGAUCGAGAGCAAAACCCCAAUCGUGGUGGUUUGAGAGAUCAGCGGAAAGCUUCUGCUUUACACACUCACACACAAAUGUGGGGAAAUCAAGUAAAAGAGCUCCGCUGUUGUACGUAGAAAAGAAGGAACAAAACAAAAACAAAAAAUCUUAUUUUAUUUUUCCCCCUCUGUAGUUAAAAUAAUUAUUUGUGAAGCUUUUGUGAUAAGUUUUUUUUUCUUUAUUUCUAUUUUUAUUAGUAAACAUACUUGCUUUUACAUAUAUGUAUGUGUAAUUAUUAAACCUUCCCUAGAUUACUCGAUAGAAAAUGUGAAGCAUUCGAGGAUGCUGGAAGGAGGCAUCCCGGUCAAAAAUCGAUGAAACACAGAAAUUGAGCAGUAUAUAUAUAAAUAGAAAUCAAGUGAAUGUUCAUUGUAGUGUAACAUUAUUCAGUGAUGAGAGACCGACAGCGACAGAGAGAGAGAGAUGACGCAUGAGUGCCCGUUAAAAUUGAGUGACUGAGCUCGCUAGUUCCCCCCAAGAAAGUUGCUAGGAUAUUUUUUUCACUUUUUUUUCUACAAAUCAAAACCCUGGGGUGGACGCAGCUGAUCUCUACAACAAGCAAACAAAAAAAAAAUAAUCAGAGUACUAUUACUAGAGCUUAAUCUGCGAUUCGUGUUUAUUAAAUAUUUUCCGACGAACGAAAUUGUCUGCGCGUGUGUGUAUGAGUGUUUGCGAUUUGGAACGAGAGCGAUCGAGUGGUGUCUCCCAAACUGUGGAAACUGUGUAGUAAAAUCUAAGUGAUUAUUAAAUAGGAAAAGCAGAAAUAUUAUUGUAAACAGCAGAAGAAAAGUAUCAAACAACAAAAAAAAAGCGAGUCCGAUCAGAAUAAAAGUGUAAAAACACAGUUGUAAAUCAAAGAUGGGAUCCCCCAGCGGAAACAGCCAACCCAGCGCCAAGAAGGUACCACGCCUCCAUCACUCACACAUUUUCACCCGUUGAUUCAUAUUGGUGCGAUAUAGAUUUUGUGGUUACACACAAAAUCGACAACAAAACGACGGAUUUCAUCAAAGUAUUUAUGUAUGUAUCGAUCAAAGUAGGCUUUUAGUUAUCAAGUGUCAUGUGAGUGAGAACGGAGGCUGGUUGCCACGUGCCGGGUGUCAAAGUGAGGUCUAUUGUUUGCUACUAUGGUUGUUCAAAGGGGAUCCCCUUUUGUUUUAUGAUGUUUAAAAAAUUCAAA
Molecule: messenger RNA, 6158 nt
Organism: Aedes albopictus (Asian tiger mosquito)
Lineage: Eukaryota; Metazoa; Arthropoda; Insecta; Diptera; Culicidae
Gene: pnt
Product: ETS-like protein pointed
Exons: 10
Coding region: 1668-4241 (857 amino acids)
Biological process (GO): cell differentiation; regulation of transcription by RNA polymerase II
Cellular component (GO): nucleus
Molecular function (GO): sequence-specific DNA binding; DNA-binding transcription factor activity, RNA polymerase II-specific
Source: RefSeq, a predicted model, not a curated record